This is a messenger RNA of Cataglyphis hispanica, 2523 nucleotides long. Its product is annotated as probable cytochrome P450 6a14. Gene Ontology annotation, molecular function: heme binding; iron ion binding; monooxygenase activity. The record is from RefSeq and is a predicted model, not a curated record. The coding region runs from base 768 to 2291 and encodes 507 amino acids. NCBI's taxonomy places the organism in Eukaryota, Metazoa, Arthropoda, Insecta, Hymenoptera, Formicidae. The transcript has 7 exons.
UAUAUAUAUAAAGCAUAAAUAUAUUAAAUAUAGAUAAAAGUUUAUAUAUCUUAACUAUGUCAAGGCAUAUUUUUUUCCCUCGCAUAUGUGCAAUCGUUGAGAAAAACGUACGAAUUUGCGUAUGCGCAAACAUUUGAUUCACAGUUGUCAUAAAAUAAAUCUAAAAUUAAAUUUUUAAAAAAUAUGAUUUAUAUCAAAUAUUUAUAUUAAUAAAUUAACUUAUAUAAUUUAAACAAUAAUACGAUAAAUUUGCAUUACAUUUCUACAAAUUCUGUUAAUAAUAUAAUAUAUUUUAUGUAUUUACUUUUUUUAUUUAUAAAUUUACUUAUAAAUUUAUUAUUGCAAAAUAAAAUAGAAACACAAUUGACAACUUUUGUAUAUGUACUUUUCUUAUUACUAUUAAUUAAGUUGUGUAUUUAAAAUAUUGGGGAUUUAUAAUAAAAUAUUGUGCAGCAUUAUUACAUUACAUUAUAACAGCAAUUAGUAAUUUUAAAUAACAUAGUGUAAGAAUAAUCAUAAACAAGGAGAAAAGAAGUCAUAGUCAUCAAUCAGAUCAUUUACAAAAUUCCAUCUUAAAAAUAUCGAUGUUUUUAUCGCAUACUUAUAUAAGAAUAUUUACGCAAUAAACGCAUAAGUAUCCAAUACAUGCUCGCAUACACAUGCAGCAGUGAUUGUGACACGCAGAAAUAAAUCUUGCAAACAAUUUAUCGUGACGGAAAGAUUAAUUUGGACAGACGUUUCUUUUAUAAAAAAGACAAGAAGUUACGAUGCUACUCAUGGAAUUAAUUGGGAUUUUCAUCGUUGUUUUAAUCAUUGUGUAUACUUAUUAUAAGUAUGUGUUGUUUAAUUUCUGGCGCAAAAGAGGUGUUUUUUAUGUCGAGCCUAUUGUGCCAACUGGUAAUAUCGGAGCCUUAGUAACUAAGAAAGUAUCAAUAGGCGGAUUCUUCCACGAUAUCUAUGUAAAAUAUAAGGAGCAUCGUGCUAUUGGAAUAUACACAUUUUUCAAGCCAAAUCUAGUAAUCGCCGAUCCUGAUCUUAUUCGAGAGGUGCUGACAAAGGAAUUCAAAAAUUUCCAUGAUCGCGGAAUGUUUUGCAAUGAUAAGGUUGAUCCAUUGAGCGGUCAUUUGUUUCUACUACCUGGGAAAAAGUGGCGAAAUUUGCGCGUCAAAUUAACACCCACCUUUACUUCAGGAAAAAUAAAGCAAAUGUUUGUAAAUCUGAAGAUGUGCGGCGAAGAAUUCGUAGAAAGCCUAGAAAGCAUUGCUCAGACAGGAGAUUCCAUUGAGAUAAAAGAUUGGUUUGCAAGAUAUACAACGGAUAUAAUUAUGUCAACAGCUUUUGGAGUCAAAUCCAAUUGCAUGAAGGAAGGCGAUAAUGAAUUUCGAUAUUGGGGAAAAAAGAUCCUUGAAGUUCAUCCCUUUUGGAUUGCUUUAUCAGUGUUUACACCUCAAGUUCUAGAUUUUUUUUCCAUUCCUAUCAAUAACCAAGGUGCGACCAAGUUUCUUACGGAAAUAUUUCGGGAUAAUGUGGAAUAUAGGAAAACUCAUAACAUUGUCAAGCAUGAUUUUAUGAAUCUGCUCAUACAACUUAUGGAAAAGGACUACAUUGAACCUGACAACAUGAAAGAUGUUGUCGAUAAAUCCUCAACCAUGAAUAGACUCAUUUUGUUAGAAGCGGUUGCACAAGCUUUUGUCUUUUUUGUCGCUGGCUUCGAAACUUCUUCGACAACAGCAACGUUCUGUUUAUAUGAGUUAGCUCAACAACAAGAUUUGCAGGACAAACUUCGCAAGGAAAUCGAUGAAAUAUUAAAAAAGCAUGGUGAACUGACGUAUAAUGCUGUAAACGAAAUGACAUAUCUUCAUAAAAUAGUAAAUGAGGCAAUGAGAAAAUAUCCGCCUGUACCUAUUUUGAAUCGCAUAUGUACUGAGGAAAUCAAUCUUCCAACAACAAAUAUUCACAUAUCUAAAGGGAUGUUAAUCACUAUACCAUUACUCGGAUUACAUCGCGAUCCGUCGAUAUACCCAGAUCCCGAUAGAUUUGAUCCUGAAAGAUUUAACGAGGAUAAAAUAGCAGCCAGACAUCCUUAUGCUUAUUUGCCAUUUGGAGAAGGACCACGAAUCUGUAUUGGUUCGAGAUUUGCUUACAUGCAAACCAAAGUUGGACUCAUAAGUCUUUUAUCAAAGUUCAAAUUCAAAGUUGAUCCGCGAACUUCGACCCCGUUAAUUUUCGAUCAAAAUACGUUCAUACUUACGGUCAAAGGCGGUAUAUAUCUUAUUAUCGAACCACGAUAAAAAAAGUAAUAAAACUUUUAAAUAUUUCUUAUUUCUUAUAGCUUAUUUGUCUCAAAAAUAUCUUGUACGUAUCACUAUUGCAAUUUUGCUUUUUGUAUUAUAUUUGAUUCUUGUUAUUUUCACACUAUCAAAAGAAGAUAUUUGGGUGCACAUAUAUAUAGAUAACAUUAAAAUUUUUAUGAGUAAUUCUUAAGAAUUAUUUUUAAAAUAAUAAUUAUAUGUGUGUGUGUGU